GCGAAAGCUGCUGCCGAGCUAGUUCGAACGUUUUAAAGCUAUCGACACAAAAAGGUAGACAGACAGACAGACAGAAAUAGAGAGAGAGAGAGAGAGAGAAAGAAGGAGAGAGAAUCGUUAUAGUAAUAAGGAAAGAGUUAACGGAAGCCUGUUUAUUCAACGAUGUCAAGGCACAAUUGUUAGCUUUUUUUAAUCUCUUCAAUAAAUUCAAAAAACUUUUCUCUCUAGUAUCUCGUGACACGGCCUCUCUCUCCCCCUUCUACGUAACACAUAUAUAUACACACAUAGCGGACAGACAGACACGUAUAUACACACGGGAUCGUGUGCAACACGAAGGGGAGACCGCGUUCGCGCCACCUGACGUCUCUAAGCUUCGCACCGACAACGGCCUGUCAAACGUCAAAAAAUAACGAUCGAUCGGAGAAGAAGCGGUACUUCUGAUCCUGAAGCCUUGUCGUUCUCAUCAUCGUCGUGGUAAUUUCAUAUUUUGUUUUGGAAGGAAGUACCUUCCAGGAUACGUCGGGUAACCUGGAAUUAAGGAGGAGCUAUACGUGACUGAGCUAUGAGUACAACAGAUCCCGCUGGGGAGGGUGGAGGGGGGCAGUCUGCAACGACACCUUCCACAAAUACCGAACAAAAUGUAACACCGAGUACACCGAUAACAAGCAGCGCAGUACCUCCAGGAUCACAGCAGCAACAACAUCCACCACCAUCGCCCUUAAGUGGUUGCUAUCUACUCGUGGUGCUUCCCGAACCCCAUAUCGCACAACAUAAGGAUCUUAUUCUCAACCGUCUUGCCAAAGGUUUCCUGUCAUGGGACAAAGACAGCUGUCACGUAGACUUGGAGAAAGAAUUACAAGCGCUGAUAGCACAAGCUCCCGAAGGCGAGGAAGCUCGAAAUGGAGAACGUCUGAUUCAAUAUGCCACGGAAAACCUUGUUACGGAGGUUUUGAUACACCCGCAAACGAAUACGUUAUUACAAUGCAUUCGAAAUCUUCUCGCAAGUUUCACGAAGCAUCGACACAUCAUACAUGCUGGAUAUACGUUCGGUGGCAAUGGUUCUUGGAUUCUACAGGAUGGAACCUUUAGUCUUGCGGACUUUCUCGAUGCGUUCAGCGAACAUGAAGUGCAAAGAGUCCUUCGUGCCUACGAGAAUAGCGUUACGGUAGAUAUUCAUUGUGCGGGUGUCGGCGAUUGGACAACUACACGAUUAUCCAAAGAAUCUUGUACUAGGUCUUGCCGAGUUCGAGUAAAUCCAGAUGAUGUUUUAACAGCUGGAGUACCAACGAUCACGAGCUUCACAAAUUAUGUCGGGCAAUACCUAAUCGCUCAAACAUUAGAUCAACUGAUGGAACCGUCCGAUGUCGUUGGAAACAUCAGGUUCAGCCAUCCUACUUUAUACGUCUUCCCUGGUGGGCAAGGUGAUGCCGCUCUCUUUGGUAUAAACGGCUUCAACAUGCUCGUCGACGGUGGUUUCGCGAGAAAAGCGUGCUUCUGGGAUUUCACGAGGCACUUGGAUCGUCUCGACGCUGUUUUGUUAACUAGGAUAAAUAAUAGUAAUAUCGGUGGCAUGUCCAGUGUUCUUCGUAAGAAAAAGGAGAUGCAUGUCUAUCCACAGAUUGGUCAUUUCUUCUGUAAUCUUGUUGAAAGAAGACAAUCUCAUUCACCAGACGGCGACAAAGACAUUGAUCCUCUGAUAUUAAAUCUGAUAGAUGUCGGCCAAGAAAUGGUCGUCAAUCUUCGACACAUCAAUCUUCGUGCUCAUCCAUGUUACAGAGAUCCAGAUCCAAUCAAUCUCUAUCAUAAAGUUGGACAUGGUACUUUAGAUAUGUAUGUUCUAAGCCCGAACAAGGAAAGUCGAGAAGUAAGAGAAUUCUUGGCAAAGUGGCAUACGUCGGACGUGAAAUUAUUCGCUGGGACACAUAAAAAGGAUUCGAAUAAUUUAACAUUUCCUAUUCAAAAUCUUGUUUCAAUAUGCGCGUUACUAGUUUGGCAACCCGCUAAUCCUGAAGAUAAUAUUACUAGAAUCUUAUUUCCCGGAAGUACACCACAACAUAAAAUCUUUGAAGGAUUUGAACGAUUAAAACAUUUGGAGUUUUUGAAGCAUCCAAUUUGUUCGGCAAAGAGUCUUUCGCCAUCAACGUCAUUAGUAACUUUGAAGGACAAACCAGUGAAACAAAAGUUUGGUUUGAUCGAGAAGGAAUCAAAGAAAAUCAAAGAAAUCGAUAUUAAGAAAGAGAAAAAAGAAUCGCCAGAAAUCAAGGCAUUAAAAGCUGCUGAGGAAAUAUCGGCGAAGCCGGUACCGCAAUCAACACCGAUAAUACCAAUAUCGAAACCAAGAAAGAUAGAAGAUAAAACAAAGAAAUUAGCGGAGAAUAAGAAGAUCGAUGUAGAUGCUAAGGAAAAGAAAAUCGAGAAAGAGUUAAAAGAGACGAAGAAGGAAGUGAAAAAAGACUUGAUUAAAGCUGAGAAACCUGAAAAACAAGAGAAACAGGAGAAACGUGACGAAGAAGUUAGUAAAAAGGAAGUGAUCAAGGAGGAAACAGAAAAAGUAGUUCCUACGAAAGAACCAAAACCAAAAGCUGAGCCAGUAAAGAAGACGAAGGAACCAAAGGUUAGCAAAACUAUAAAAGCGGAUGUUCCAUCGAAGGUAAAGUCACUGGAAAAAAAGAUGAAGGCACCGAGUUCAGAGAAGAAAGAUACUUCUAAAUCGUCACCGACGACACCGAAGAAGACAAUGAAUGGUGUUGCAACUAAAACUGAGAUAUCGAAAACUGCACCUAGAGGACGACCAACUACAAAAGUAUCAACGGCACCGGCAAAGAGUGCCAAAGAUGCGAACAACCGAAAGGUUGUGGAGCAAAAGAAUAUUGAAAAAUCAGUUGCGAAGGAGGCACCUGUUGCAGUCGUCAAGGUGUCGGCUAAACCAAAACCAAUGGAUAGGAAGCCGAUCAGUCGAAGGCCUAAACCAGUUAGCCCAAGUAAAGCAAGAGUUCCUGGUAGUCCUGCAAAAUCGACCCGAAGUACACCAACUGCUUCGGUGAAGUCAGACAAAGAUGGUGUCAUCAGAAAGAUGAAGGGAGAUAAGGGUACUACGGAUUCUUCAACAGUAUCCACACCUUCUGGAGUUGAACCAGAAUCAACGGUGAAGCUUGUUGAAAAAAGUCUAAUCGAAAAAUCCGAAGACAUUUCUUUGGAUUCUAUCGAAAGUAAAGUUUUAGCUGAUUUGAAAGAAGAACGUGAAGUCGUUGAAGAGAUCGAGGCAGUUCUACAAAAAGCAGAGAGAAUCGAGACUAGAAAGGACGAUCGUUUUGAAGGAGACGACGAAAUUACUGCCGAAGCUACCGAUAAAAAGGAAGAAGACAUGACGGAGGAAGAUGUAACCGCUGAGAUCGAAGACGCACCAAAGAAGGAAAGUUCUCGAAAAGAAAGUCAAGAAUUAACAGAAGAAGACGAAUAUUUGAUUGUUGAAAAGGAAGAGAUAUAUACUGAGGACUCUGUUCAGAGUGGUGAAGGUGAACAAAAGCAUAUUUUGGAUGAAGCUGAAUCUGAGAAGACUAAAAUAUUAAAAGAUACUAUGGAAAUAACGAAGGAAAAAGGAGAAAAAGAGGAACCAGAAAAAGGUAAGGUCGAAAGUCCAGAGAAGAAAGCAGAGAUCGUCGAAAAGGUCCCAACAAAAGAGGAAAAGAAAGUGUCGCCAGAGGAGAAACCUGUUCUUACGUCAGCUCCAGAAAUUAUACCAAAACCAGAAGAUAAAGAUGAUUCUGGUAAAAAAGACAGCGAAGAAAUUACGAAAGAACCAUCCAGUUUGAGUCCAGAUAAAUUGGAUUCUUCCGAAAAAAAGACGACCGACACAGACAUGAAACCUGAAGUGGAUCAAAAAGAACAUGUUCUUGAAAAAUUAGAGGAAUCUCAGGAACGUAUCUCGACAUUGGAAUCUGGUGCCACGACUACUGCUCCGACACUUCCCGAGGAUGAACGUAUUCCUCUCGAUGAGAUAAAAGAAGAUAUCGAUGAGAAACACGUUAUCGAGGAAGUCAAAGAGAAGGAUGCUCCUGUUAAAGUUGAAAAAGAAAUUAUUCCUCAGGCUGUUCCACCGGCAAGUAAACCCGACGUAAAAGUUUUCGACGUUCGACAGGUUGUUCAAGGCUUGCAACGAGACAUUGUCAAAACUCCAGAUGAAGUAGCCGAUCUUCCGGUUCACGAAGAAGUCGAUCCGAAACUAUAUCGAAUGGAUUUCGAGAAGGAUAAGGAAGAAAGAAUAGUAGCACCACCUACUCAAGAAAUCAAGGAACCAGAACCAACACCUCCAGUCAAAGAACAAAAAGGUGUUUUUAGUUUCUUUGGUAAGGUAGCUGAUAAAUUUGAGAAGGGAAUCGAUAAAUUGACGAAGAAAACGAAAAGAGAGCCUGAAAAGGAGGAGGAUAAGUCAUCGUCGAAAUCUAGUUCUCCGAAGGAGGCAAAGAUACAAGAAAAGAUUAGUUUGGAGGAGGUGGAUAUGGAAAAAAUGUUCCCGAAGAUAGGCAAAGUAGCUGAAAAGCCGGAAAUAUUCGAAAAGGUUCAGCCUGUGCCAUCAGAAGUUAAGGUUGCGGCCAUCAAGGAAACCGUAGCUUUUAUUGAAGAAGAAGAAUCGAAGGACAUCAAGAGACGUAGCGUGCCAGAUUUGGAAGUGAAAGUGUCUGAUAAGGUCGAAGUUAUCACAGAAAAACCAAUCAUUUCACCGACUGAGAAAAUUGAGGAAAAGGAAGAAAAAGAAGUAAAGGAAAAAUUCGUGAAGGAGGAAGAUCUUUUGAAGGAAGAGGAAGUUGGAGAGGACGUUGAAGAAGUAAAAGCUCUUCUCGAGGAAGCUUCGAAGAAAUUCAAAACAGUGAAGGACAGCCUUAGAGAUUCUUUAGAAUCUUUGGAAGAAAAAAUUGAAGAAGAAGAAGACCUUUUACGUCACGAAGCAGCCCUUACGAAGGACAUUGUCAAGGAUACUUUGGAAGGAGUAGUUGAAAAAUUAGAAGAGAUAAAACCUCAGAUUGAAGGACUAGCGGAAAUAAAGGAAGCAGAAAAAGUAAAGUUCGAUAUUCCUAAGGAUGAGGAAUUUGAGGAAGAAUAUGAAAAAGAGCCUGUUGGUCCUAUCAAGGACGUUAAGGAAGCCGUCCGUGAUGUUGGUGAAGUUCUCGCUGGAUCAGCAGGUAUAGUGAUUGACGACAAGCCUAAAGAUGUCGUUGAAAUUGUGAAAAAAGUCGCUGAAGUAUUAAAAGAAGACGAUUUUCUUCCUCGCGAAUUAUUAUUCGACAAACCUUCUGAGAAGGAACUGACCGAAAGAAAGAUCUCGAUACCGAGUGAGAAAACUAUCGAAGUUGAAGAAAAAUUAGCCAAACUUGAGGACAAAGUAUUCAAACCGAUCGUAGAGGAUAUUCCUAUACCUGCAAGUAUCAGCCUUGCCAAAGAGAUUCCUACAGAAAUUGCUAAGCCUUUACCGAUUUACGAGAAACCUGGAGCGAUCGAGGUUGAAGAAAAACCUUCUGAAAAAGUUGUCAAAGAUGUAAAAGAAAUCAUUUCGCCUGUGAAAGACCAGAUCAAGGACAUGCAGGAUGUUAAAAAGAUCUGCGAAGAAAUAAUGAAGGACGAUCACAUUUACGAAGAAAUGAAGGAAGUCGAGGAUACGACGAAAGUAGAUGUGAUGAAGGCAGGUCUCGAAGAGAUUUGUGUAAAGGAUGUAGCCAAACGACCAUCUAUCAGUGAAGAACCAAAACAGAUGAUAGAAGAACCAAUUAUAACGUUCGAACAAAAGGUAUCACCAGCAAAAGCUGAAGUCGUUAUGGUUACACCAGAUUCCGCACCGACUUCACCAAAAUUCACAACUGAGAAAGUUUAUGACGAAGAAUUAAUGGAAGAACCGAUGAAAGAGAAGUUACCAGAAUUGACUGUGGAAAUCAAGGACGUACUUAACAAACAAACUCCAUUAGAAGAAAUCAUCGAAGAACUCGUGAUUACUAAGAAAAAGAAGAUCACUAUUGAGAUUAUUGAAUAUAUUACUAUUGUUAAACGUGUACCAAGAGAACGUGUGAUCUAUAUAAUCGAAGAAAUCAUCAUAAGGAAGAAACUUAAUCCAGAAAGUGUAGUUGACGAUCUUAAUCUUCUUAAAACGACUAUUACACCGGAAAAGAUCAUUGAAAUCGAGGAAUACAUUAUUAAUGAGUAUAUUACAAAAGGCAAAAGAAUUACCGUUCAAAUAAUCGAAGAGAUUUCAAUAAGGAAAGCUGUACCAAAGAGAAUCAUCAUUGAAAUCAUUGAGGAGAUUAUUAUUAAGAGAAAAAUUACAAAAGAGAUGGUAUAUGACAUUUCAAGCGAACAAUUCCGUGAUCUUCGUAAAGAAUCACCCGAGGAUGAAAAGAUGGAUGCUAUAAAAUCCGAAGUUCUAGUGGAAAAGAAAAAAUCGAUUAUCAGUCCAAAAAAAGAAGAAGUAGAAGAAAAAGAAGUUAAAGAAAAGGCAGAAGAAGAGAAAGAAGUUCCUACGACAAGAGAAGAAGAAAAAUCUAAAGAUGAGAAAGUUUUAACUCCUGAAAGUAUGGAAGAAGUUGAAGAUGGUUUCGUUACUAUUCCUUCAGGAGCAGUUUUGUUAUCUGAAGAUCGUAAGAUUCAGUUAGAAAUAAAGAAAAAAGAAGAACCUGAAAUUACAAAAGAACAUGAAAAAGACGUUAUUGAUGAUUUCGAAGCUGUGGAACAAGAAUACAAAGUUCAGGAAAUUGCAGUCACUGAAAAGAUACCACAAAUUGGAAAAGAAAAAGAAGAACCAGAGGAAGAGAUAGAAGACGACACGAGUGACGUCAUCGAGGCCGAGGAAAAGUUCGUAAAGGAGGUCAAGGAAAAAGCUGGAAAGAAGGAUAUCGAGGACAUCGAGAUGGUCAAGGAUGUUGACAAAAUCAUUGAAAAAGACGAGACGAAAAAGAUCGUCGAUGAUAUAACAGUAGAAACGGAAACGUCCGAAAUAUCUGAGAUUGUAGAUACUACGGAAAAAUAUCUGGAUGAAGCUAAAGAGAAGCCUGAAAUAAAGGAUGUUAAGAAAGAAGAAAUAAAGGUUGUUGAAAAAGAGAUGAUAUUAAAGGAACUUGAAGUUAAGGAAGCUGAAGAGCCAUCGAUAAAAGAUAAACCGGAUGAAAAGAAGAUGGAGGCUGAUUUAAUCAAGGAACCAUAUCGUAAGGAAAGUGUUACCAUCGAGGAGGCAAUUCCAAGAAAAUUAUCAUUGGAGGUUAAGGAGGAAGCCAAAAUGGUAGUGGAAGAAAAAAGGAUAGAGGAAAUUGCAAAGGCAGCUGAAAUAAAAGAGAAAGAUGAGGAGAAGAAAGAAGUAGAAGAGUUUAAAGAAAAAGCUGUACUAAUCUCGACCAAAAUUGAAACCGAACCAAUGAAAGAUGAAAAAGCGACUACUGAAGUAACGAGUGUUUCUGAUAAGGAGAUUACUCCUGAGAAGGAUAUUAAAGAAGUAGAGGAAAAAGAUAUUCAGCCAAAAGCUUUGGCGUUUUCACCAAGAGAAGAGAAAAAACCAGAGAUGAAAGAUAUCGUCGAAAAAGACAUCGAGCCUAUGAUAAAGGAAGUUAAGGAAGAAGUUAAGGAAGAAGUGAAAAAAGAAGUUAAAAAAGAAGAUGAGAAAAAACUUGAAGAAAAAGUUCCUAAGGACGAAAAAUUAGCGGACGCUACGGGUCGUGCUAUAGAACCUAAAGCAGAAAUUAUUGAAAGGGAAUUGGAUGAGACAGUUGAGAAAGAAGAAAAACUUCUUAAGGAGGAAAAAUUAGCAGACGCUACUGGUCGCGUUAUUGAACCUAAAACAGAAGUUAUUGAGAAAGAAUUGGAGGAGAAAGAAAUAAAACUCGAAGAUAAACUUCUCAAGGACGAGAAACUAGCAGACGGUACUGGUCGUGCGAUCGAACCAAAAGCAGAUGUUAUUGAUAAAAAAUUAGAAGAAAAAAUUUUAAAGGAAGAGAAACCCGAAGACAAAGUUUCAAAGGACGAAAAAUUAUUUGAUGCUACGGGAAGUGCAAUUGAGCCAAAGGCAGAGAUUAUUGAUAAAAAAUUAGAAGAAGAAGUUGAAAAGGAAGAAAAACCAGAAGACAAGAUUCCCAAAGAUGAAAAAUUAACUGAUGCAACAGGACGUGCGAUUGAGCCAAAAGCUGAAAAAGAAGAAAUACUAGAAGACAAGAUUCUCAAAGAUGAAAAAUUAACUGAUGCAACAGGACGCGCGAUCGAGCCAAAAGCAGAGGUUAUUGAUGAAACAAUUGAAAAGGAGGAAGAAGAAGUAAAAAUUCGAAAGAAGAGGAGUCUCCAAGAAGAGCCAACAAUCGAGAUAAGCAAGGAUCUAAAACCAUCCGAAAGCACAGAAGAAAUUGAAGUAAAAGAAGUAGAAAAAGUGGAACCAUCAAAAGUUGCAGAAGAUAGUGGAGUUGUUCAUCGAAUGUUAGUAACAGCAAGUAGCGAAGAUGGCGGACAAGAAAUGGACAUCUGUCCAACAGGAACAAUUAUUUACGCUAAACCCGUCACACCUGAUGAUUCCUUGAAGGAAGUAUCGAUCAAAACGACACCUGACAAAGAUUCUUUGCUUUUGGACAAAGAUUCGAUUCAAUCAGAAAUUAGUAUUUCUGAAAAAGAUAGUAUUUCGGAAAAAUCAGCAACCGAAAUUAAAGAUACCGAAAAGAUCACUCCUGAAGAUAGUUUGGAAAAGUCUCCACUCGAUACACGUGGUUCACAAGAUUUGGAAGACAGUUUAGAGAAACUAGACAGUAAAGUAAAGGAUAUUGAAAGUGUUUUACCUAGCACUGAAGUUGAAAAGGUUAAAGAGCUUGACAAAAAAGAAGAAAUCAUAUCUUCGGUCAAAGAUGAGAUCGAAAAGAUCAGUAAAGCAGUACCUCCAAAAGAGGAAGCUGUUAGUAAAGCAAGUAGUCCAGAAAAGGAAGUUGGCAAGAUACCCUCACUUCUAGACUUAUCCAAAGAAGAAAUCUCUAAAAUAAAGACUCCCACUUCGACACCGAUCGAAGAAAAACACGAAAAGAUACUCGAAGCUAUAAUUUCCAAAUCUCCGGAAAUUAGUCGUUCAGAAGACGUUUCACCGACCGAAACGAUAUUUGCAAAAUCGCCUACCGAGAAAAAAGUUCCUGUAGAUAUUUCGAUGAAAGAAACGAAAGAGACUGAAAUUUUGAAGGAAGAAAAACCAAAGGAAAUCGUACAAACUGUUGAUAAAGUCGACAAAUCAAAGUCACCGAGUCCUAGCAUAGAAGGCCUUGCUGAUGAGAAGACUGUUAAAAAAUCGCCUGAAGAAGAAAAACCUAUUACUGCCGUUAUAAGUGCAAAAGAGAUUGACGAAAGUAUUCUAGAUAAAGAAAAAUCUUUAAAACUAGACGAGGAGAAAUAUAAGAUCGACAAAUCUGACGUAAAAGAUAUAACUGAUAAAUCUAGAUCGCCUAGUAUCGAGAAACCUUCUGAAAAGGAACAACUCGAAAAAAUUGUCAGUGAAAAAUUAGAAAAGGAAGAGACGAUAGUUCCUGAAAAAUCGAGAUCACCGAGCGUUGUUAGAGAAGAACCAGGAAAACAAUUGGAUAUAACAAAAAUCGAAGCAAAAGUCGAUCUAGAAAAAAUAGAUCAGGUCGAGAAACCAAGAUCUCUCAGUAUUAGUGACAAAGUUAUAGAAGAAAAAGAAGCGGGUAAAAAAGAUGAAUUAGAAAAAAUUGAAAAGGAAGCAAAAUUGCUUGAGAAACCAAAAUCGCCGAGUAUUUCCGAGGAUAAAUUGAAGGAGGAAUCCAAAUCACGAAGUAUAUCUCCUUCGGAAAAGAUCGAUGAAAAAGAAUCGAUCGAUAAAUCGAGAUCACCAAGUAUUACGACUGAAGAGAAAUCUGCAAGUAUUUCCGAUGAAAAAUCUGUGAAGGUUGAGGACGAUAAAUCGAGAUCACCGAGCAUUGUUAGCGAUAAGGCGGAAGAAAUCGAACGUGAUAAGUUAAAGUCAGCCAGCAUUGAAAAAGAAUUAACUGUUGACAGAUCUAGAUCAGCAAGUGUUGUUAGUGAGAUUCAGGAUACGAAAAAAAUCAAGGAAGUUAAAUUAGAUCGUGCUAAAUCACCGAGUAUGCCUGAAGAAAAACCUGAAGAAAAGAUUGUUAAAGAAUCGAUUCCCGAAUUAAAAGCAGCAGCACCAGCAUCCGUCGAUGUUUCUAGCGAUAAAAUGAAAGAUGCGAAAGAAUUAAUCAGUGAAAUGGAGAAGAUUGACGUUAAAAAAGAAAUCUCUCCUCCUGGUGAAGAAAUAAUAGUCGAUAAAUCAAGAUCACCUAGCGUGACAACCAUUUCACAAAAAGUGGAAGACUUGAUCGAUCGAUCGAAAUCACCUAGUAUAAGCAGUCAAGUCUCGGACGAAAAGAAAUCCGAAGAUCGUUCGAAAUCACCGAGCAUUGCUAGUGAUAAAAUGGAAUUGGAAAAAGAAAUCGAGAAAUCAAGAUCACCUAGCAUCGUCGAUAAAGAAGUUUCUGAAAGUUUGGAGAAAUCUUUGAUCACCGAAGAAAAGAAAUCGAGUGAAGUAUCUUCGGUGACUAUGGAAGAGAAAAAAGACGUCAAGGUUAUCGAUAAAUCAAGAUCACCUAGCGUCGAAAGUACAAUCGAAGACAAAGGAACGAUCGAUUUAUCGAAAUCACCAAGCAUAACUGAAAAAUUAGAAGAUGACAUCAAAAGAAGUAAAUCAGCUAGCAUAACCAGCGAAAAAUCUGAAGAGAAAGCAUUAAGCGAGUUGCAAAAAUCAUCUAGCAUUUCGGACGAAAAAUUGGACACUAAAGAAAUAACAGAGAAACUUGCCGAAAAAGAAAAAUCACUUAGCCCCGUAAGUUUCGCUGAUAGUAAAUCAAAAUCCCCGAGUAUUAUUGAUGAAAAAAUAAGUUUAACAGGAAUCACGAUCGAAUCGAAGGUAGAGGAAUCGAUAGAAAGAGCUAAAUCACCCAGUGUCAUCAGUGAUAAAUCGUUGGAUAAGAAAUCUCCAAGUAUCGAAGACCGUUCGAAAUCGUCUAGUAUUGUUGGAGAAAAAUCUGAGAUCAGUGACGUCAUAGAAAAAUCUAUUGAAACCAAAGAAUCCGAUAGAAGUAAAUCACCAAGUAUAUCUCCAAGUAUCGCUGGAGAAAAAUUGGAUCUUAAAGAUGUCGAAGAAGUCUUUGAUAAAUCGAAAUCGUCAAGUAUCAGUGAUGAUAAAGUGGAUCUUAAAGAUGUGAUUAUUGAACGACCAAUCCGUGAAGAUCGUUCUGGCAGUGUCAUAAGUAUUACCAGUGAAAUCAAAGAACCAUCGGAGAAGUCAAAAUCUCCUAGCAUUUCUAGUGAAAAACCUGACCUUGAGGAAUUAAAAGACGUUGGAGUACGAAAGGAAUCGAUCAGUAAAAGAGAAUCAAUUGAUAUUACUUUGGAAACAUCACAAAUCGUGGAAAAGGAACAGAAAGUAGAAGAUAAAUCGAGAUCUCUUAGCGUAACGAGCUUUGCUGAUGAUCAAAAGCCUAUGGUGGAUUUAGAAAAAUCUAUUGAUGUUUCCGAAAAGAUCGAAAUCGAUAGAAGUAAAUCUUCAAGUAUUAGUAGUGAUAAAUCUGAUGAUAAAAAACUGGACGACAAAAGUAGUGAACGAGAACAUUAUGAGGACGCAAUCGACGCGUCUCGUUCACCUAGUCUCACUGAAGAUAAGAGUCUUAGCAAGGAAAGUGUUGAAUCAACCUCUCCUAGCACUACGAUCGAAAAGCUAGAUCGUACGAAAGAAAAGGAGGAUUUGAAAUCGCCUGUCAAAUCUGAAGAAUUUCAUAGUCCUAAGAAAGAUAUCGAAGGGGCGAUAAUAGUCGAUGCCAAACUACCAGAAGAUCGUUCAAGGACACCGAGUGUUGCGGAGGUUAAAAUCGAUGAUAAAUCUAGGUCGGCUAGUAUCGUCAGCGAAGUAUCUGCUAAAGAAGUCAUUGAUAAAUUAGAAAAAGAACCUUUACUGGAAAAGGAUAAACAAAAGUCACCUUCUUCAGAAACUAUCAAACAAGAAAAAUUGCCAGAAGUUGAAAAAUCAAGAAAGUCUGCUUCGCCGGAAAUAGAAAAAAUAGAAAAGGUAUUACCGCUAGAAACAGAGAAACAAACAUCUGUUUCACUGGAAGUAGAAAGACUGGAAAAAUCACUUUCAAUCGAAGUAGAUAAACAAAAAUCACUUUUACCAAAGUCUGAAAAACUGCCGAAAUCACCAACCCCAGAGACUGAAAAGAAAGAAAAAUCUCCUUCUCCGGAAGUUUUAAAAGAAAAGUCACUUUCUCCGGAAAUAGAAAAACCAUUACAAUCACUAUCUCUUGAAACGGAAAAACAGAAAUCAAUUUCGACAGAAGUAGAAAAAGAAAAGUCUGUUUCGUUAGAAGUAGAAAAACAAAAAUCACCUCCGCCGGAAACGAAGACAGAAAAAUUACCUUUACAUGAAAUAGAUGAAUCAAAAUCUCCUACACCAGAAGAACAAAAGGAGAAAUCACCAUCACCUGAAAUACAAAAAGAAAAAUUAUCUUCGUUAGAAGCAGAAAAGGAAAAAUCACCAUCGCCUGAAAUACAAAAAGAGAAAUCGCAGUCACCGGAAAUACAAAAAGAAAAGUCACCUUCAUUAGAAGCAGAAAAGGAAAAAUCACCAUUACCUGAAAAACAAAAAGAAAAGUCUCCUUCGUUAGAAGCAGAAAAGGAAAAAUCACAAUCGCCUGAAACACAAAAAGAAAAAUCACCUUCGUUAGAAGCAGAAAAGGAAAAAUCACCAUCGCCUGAAAUACAAAAAGAGAAAUCGCCAUCACCGGAAAUACAAAAAGAAAAGUCACCUUCAUUAGAAGCAGAAAAGGAAAAAUCGCCAUCACCUGAAAUACGAAAAGAAAAAUCGCCGACACCUGAAGAAAAAUCGUCAUCAUCUGAUAUACCGAAAGAAAAAUCGCCGACACCGGAAUUACAAAAAGAAAAAUCUCCUUCGUUAGAAGCAGAAAAGGAAAAAUCACCAUCACCUGAUAUACCGAAAGAAAAAUCGCCAUUACCGGAAACACAAAAAGAAAAAUCGCCGACACCGGAAUUACAAAAAGAAAAGUCUCCUUCGUUAGAAGCAGAAAAGGAAAAAUCACCAUCACCUGAUAUAAAGAAAGAAAAAUCGCUUUCACCGGAAAUACAAAAAGAAAAGUCUCCUUCGUUAGAAGCAGAAAAGGAAAAAUCGCCAUCACCUGAUAUACCGAAAGAAAAAUCGCCAUCACCUGAUAUACCAAAAGAAAAAUCGCCAUCACCGGAAAUACAAAAAGAAAAGUCUCCUUCGUUAGAAGCAGAAAAAGAAAAAUCGCCAUCACCUGAUAUACCGAAAGAAAAAUCGCCAUCACCUGAUAUACCGAAAGAAAAAUCGCCGUCACCGGAAAUACAAAAAGAAAAGUCUGCUUCAUUAGAAGCAGAAAAGGAAAAAUCACCAUCGCCUGAAAUACAAAAAGAGAAAUCGCCGUCACCGGAAAUACAAAAAGAAAAGUCACCUUCAUUAGAAGCAGAAAAGGAAAAAUCGCCAUCACCUGAAAUACGAAAAGAAAAAUCGCCGACACCUGAAGUACAAAAAGAAAAAUCGCCUCCGUUAGAAGCAGAAAAAGGAAAAUCGCCAUCACCUGAAAUACAAAAAGAAAAAUCGCCGACAUCUGAAGUGCAAAAAGAAAAAUCACCUUCAUUAGAAGCAGAAAAGGAAAAAUCGUCAUCACCUGAUAUACCGAAAGAAAAAUCGCCGACACCGGAAUUACAAAAAGAAAAAUCUCCUUCGUUAGAAGCAGAAAAGGAAAAAUCACCAUCACCUGAUAUACCGAAAGAAAAAUCGCCAUUACCGGAAAUACAAAAAGAAAAAUCGCCGACACCGGAAAUACAAAAAGAAAAGUCUCCUUCGUUAGAAGCAGAAAAGGAAAAAUCGGCAUCGCCUGAAAUACAGAAAGAAAAAUCGCCGACGCCGGAAAUACAAAAAGAAAAAUUGCCUUCGUUAGAAGCAGAAAAAGGAAAAUCGCCAUCACCUGAAAUACAGAAAGAAAAAUCGCCAUCACCUGAAAUACAAAAAGAAAAAUCACCGUCCCCGGAAAUACAAAAAGAAAAAUCUCCUUCGUUAGAAGCAGAAAAGGAAAAAUCGCCAUCACCUGAAAUACAAAAAGAAAAAUCACCGUCCCCGGAAAUACAAAAAGAAAAGAUGGAGGAACAAAAGUCUCCUACGCCAGAAAUACAAAAAGAAAAAUCUGCUUCACCAGAUGCAGAGAAGGAGAAGUCUCUUGCGUUAGAAACGGAAGAACAGAAAUCUCUUAUACCAGAAGCUCCAAAAGAAAAAUCACUUUCCCCAGAAAAAGAAAAAGAAAAAUCUCCACUACUAGAGAUGGAAAAAGAGAAGUCUUUGACGCCAGAACUACAAAAAGAUAAAGCGCCUUUACCAGAGAAAGAAACUGAAAAAGAAAAAUCACCAAUGACAUUAACAGAGAAGCAAAAAUCUCCUACACCAGAGGCAGAAAAAGAAAUAUCUUCACCAGUAGAAAUACAAAAAGACAAAUCAAUUUCACCACAAAUAGAGAAGAAAAAAUCUCCUGCUUUAGAGGGAGAGAGGCAAAAAUCUCCUACACCAGAAUUAGUAAAGGAAAAAUCACUUUCCCCGGAUUUAGAAAAAGAAAAAUCACUUUCUCCAGAAUUAGAAAAAGACAAAACUCCUCUUCCAGAAACUGGAAAAGAAAAAUCUCCAUCACCAGUAAUAGAAAAAGAAAAAGCUCCAAGAUUAAAAACAGAAAAACAGAAGUCUCUUUCACCAGAAAAAGAAAAAGAAGAAUCACUUUCGCCAGAGAUAGAGAAGGAAAAAUCUCCAGUAACAGAAGUUGAAAAGGAGAAGUCAUCGUCACCUGAAAAAGAAAAAGAAAAAUCUAUUUCGCCUAUUGUGAAAAAGGAAACAUCUAUUCCAUCAGAAAAGCAAAAAUCGCUAUCACCUGAAGAAGACAAAUCCCUUAUGAUAGAAGAUAAAAAAACAAAGCCUUCUACUCCUGAAGAACAAGAAGAAAAAUCUCCUACAUCAGAGGCACAAAAACAAAAAUCUCCUUCACCAGUAUCAGAAAAGGAGAAAUCUCCAGCUGCAGAAGCAGAUAAACAGAAAUCGCCUUCACCCGUAUCUGAAAAGGAAAAAUCACCUGUAGCAGAACCAGAAAAACAAAAAUCUCCUUCACCAGUAUUAGAGAAGGAAAAAUCUCCAGCUGCAGAAGUAGAUAAACAGAAAUCGCCUUCACCCUUAUCGGAAAAGGAAAAAUCACCUAUAGCUGAACCAGAAAAACAAAAAUCUCCUUCACCAGUAUCAGAGAAGGAAAAACCUCCAGCUGCAGAAGUAGAUAAACAGAAAUCGCCUUCACCCGUAUCGGAAAAGGAAAAAUCACCUGUAGCUGAACCAGAAAAACAAAAAUCUCCUUCACCAGUAUUAGAGAAGGAAAAAUCUCCAGCUGCAGAAGUAGAUAAACAGAAAUCGCCUUCACCCGUAUCGGAAAAGGAAAAAUCACCUAUAGCUGAACCAGAAAAACAAAAAUCUCCUUCACCAGUAUCAGAGAAGGAAAAACCUCCAGCUGCAGAAGUAGAUAAACAGAAAUCGCCUUCACCCGUAUCGGAAAAGGAAAAAUCACCUGUAGCUGAACCAGAAAAACAAAAAUCUCCUUCACCAGUAUCAGAGAAGGAAAAAUCUCCAGCUGCAGAAGUAGAUAAACAGAAAUCGCCUUCGCCCGUACCGGAAAAGGAAAAAUCACCUAUAGUUGAACCAGAAAAACAAAAAUCUCCUUCACCAGUAUCAGAGAAGGAAAAAUCUCCAGCUGCAGAAGUAGAUAAACAGAAAUCGCCUUCACCCGUAUCGGAAAUGCAAAAAUCACCUGUAGUUGAACCAGAAAAACAAAAAUCUCCUUCACCAGUAUUAGAAAAGGAGAAAUCUCCAGCUGCAGAAGCAGAUAAACAGAAAUCGCCUUCACCCGUACCGGAAAAGCAAAAAUCACCUGUAGUUGAACCAGAAAAACAAAAAUCUCCUUCACCAGUAUUAGAAAAGGAGAAAUCUCCAGCUGCAGAAGCAGAUAAACAGAAAUCGCCUUCACCCGUACCGGAAAAGGAAAAAUCACCUGUAGCUGAACCAGAAAAACAAAAAUCUCCUUCACCAGUAUCAGAAAAGGAAAAAUUACCUGUAGCUGAAGCAGAAAAACAAAAAUCUCCUUCACCAGUAUCAGAGAAGGAAAAAUCUCCAGCUGCAGAAGUAGAUAAACAGAAAUCGCCUUCACCCGUAUCGGAAAAGGAAAAAUCACCUGUAGCAGAACCAGAAAAACAAAAAUCUCCUUCACCAGUAUCAGAAAAGGAGAAAUCUCCAGCUGCAGAAGCAGAUAAACAGAAAUCGCCUUCACCCGUAUCGGAAAAGGAAAAAUCACCUGUAUCUGAACCAGAAAAACAAAAAACUCCUUCACCAGAAUCAGAAAAGGAAAAAUCUCCUGCUGCAAAAGCAGACAAACAGAAAUCGCCUGCACCUGUACCGGAAAAGGAAAAAUCACCUGUAGCUGAACCGGAAAAACAAAAAUCUCCUUCACCAGUAUCAGAAAAGGAAAAAUCACCUGUAGCUGAACCAGAAAAACAAAAAUCUCCUUCACCAGUAUUAGAAAAGGAAAAAUCUCCAGCUGCAGAAGUAGAUAAACAGAAAUCGCCUUCACCCGUAUCGGAAAAGGAAAAAUCACCUGUAUCUGAACCAGAAAAACAAAAAUCUCCUUCACCAGUAUCAGAAAAGGAAAAAUCUCCAGCUGCAGAAGCAGAUAAACAGAAAUCGCCUUCACCCGUAUCGGAAAAGGAAAAAUCACCUGUAGCUGAACCAGAAAAACAAAAAUCUCCUUCACCAGUAUUAGAGAAGGAAAAAUCUCCAGCUGCAGAAGUAGAUAAACAGAAAUCGCCUUCACCCGUAUCGGAAAAGGAAAAAUCACCUGUAUCUGAACCAGAAAAACAAAAAUCUCCUUCACCAGUAUCAGAAAAGGAAAAAUCUCCAGCUGCAGAAGCAGAUAAACAGAAAUCGCCUUCACCCGUAUCGGAAAAGGAAAAAUCACCUGUAGCUGAACCAGAAAAACAAAAAUCUCCUUCACCAGUAUUAGAGAAGGAAAAAUCUCCAGCUGCAGAAGUAGAUAAACAGAAAUCGCCUUCACCCGUAUCGGAAAAGGAAAAAUCACCUGUAUCUGAACCAGAAAAACAAAAAUCUCCUUCACCAGUAUCAGAAAAGGAAAAAUCUCCAGCAGUAGAAGCAGAUAAACAGAAAUCGCCGUCACCCGUACCGGAAAAGGAAAAAUCACCUGUAGCUGAACCGGAAAAACAAAAAUCUCCUUCACCAGUAUCAGAAAAGGAAAAAUUACCUGUAGCUGAAGCAGAAAAACAAAAAUCUCCUUCACCAGUAUCAGAGAAGGAAAAAUCUCCAGCUGCAGAAGUAGAUAAACAGAAAUCGCCUUCACCAGUAUCGGAAAAGCAAAAAUCACCUUUAGUUGAACCAGAAAAACAAAAAUCUCCUUCACCAGUAUUAGAAAAGGAGAAAUCUCCAACUACAGAAGCAGAUAAACAGAAAUCGCCUUCACCCAUACCGGAAAAGGAAAAAUCACCUGCAACAGAGUCAGAAAAACAGAAAUCACCAUCACCUGAAGUAGAAAAGGAAAAAUCACCAUCACCUGAAGUAGGAAAGGAAAAAUCACCGUCAAUUGAAUCAGAAAAACAAAGAUCGCCUUCAUCCGUAUCGGAAAAGGAAAAAUCACCUGUAGCUGAACCAGAAAAACAAAAAUCACCAUCACCUGAAGAAGGAAAGGAAAAAUCACCGUCGAUUGAAUCAGAAAAACAAAAAUCUCCUUCACCUGUACUGGAAAAGGAAAAAUCACCAUCAGUUGAAUCAGAAAAACAAAAAUCGCCUUCACCCGUACUGGAAAAAGAAAAAUCACCUGUAACUGAACCAGAAAAACAAAAAUCUCCUUCACCAGUAUCAGAGAAGAAAAAAUCUCCAGCUGCAGAGCCAGAAAAACAAAAAUCACUGUCUCCAGAAGUAGAGAAAGAAAAAUCUCUUGUGUUAGAAGUAGAAAAACAGAAGUCUCUUUUAACGGAAGCAGAGAAAUCAGAGAAACUUAUAUUCUUAGAAUCGGAGAAGGAAAAAUCUCUUACAUCUGAAGUAGAUAAGCAGAAACCGACAACAGUAGAAAAGGAGAAAUCUCCAUCUUUGGAGAAAGACAAAGAAAAGUCAUUAUCGCCAAUGACAGAAAAGGAAAAACAAAAGUUACCUUUAUCAGAAACUGUGAAGUCUUCUCCAGAGAGCGAAAGGAGAGAAAGGUCUCCAACUCCAGAAAGUGGAAAAUUACGAAAAUCAAUGUCGCCGGAAAUAGAAGAUAAGACCAGGUCACCGACCGGAAGUGAGAAAAAAUACGAAAUCGAUGCACAUUUAUUGAAAGAUGAUGUGGACGAGAACGUUCCAAAAGACAGGUCACGAUCGCAUAGUUUAUUUGAACCAGGAGAGAAAACACCAACGACUCGUUCUCGUGCAGCAAGUUUGUACGAGGAUAAAAUACCAGACAAGUUAAAUCUUCAAGAAGGAGUAAAAACGACUUACGAUGAAGAAGAAAAGAAAAAACCAUUAGAAGAAGAAGAUGAAGAAGAAGAAGAGGAAGAAGAAUUUGAGUAUAAAGAUAGACAAAAAAGAAGUACAAUUGGUAUUACCGGAUCGAUUCACGAAGAAUUUGAAGAAGUUUAUUCUAAGAGAACUAGUCAAGCUAAAGAUGCUAAACAACUUCCCAAACAAGAUAAAUUCGAAGAUGAGGCAGACGAUAUUAUUAAAGUAACUGCCGAAAAGGUAGCAGACAUUGAAAAGUAUAUCGUCGAUGAGUUCUUAAACAAAAAACAAAAGAUUACAAUAUCUGCGAUAGAAAUAAUCGUGCUUACUUAUGCGGUACCAGAAUUUACAGUGAUGGACAUUAUAGAAGAUAUUCUGAAACGGAGAAAUCUUCGUAAAGAAUCAGUAUUGGACUUUGUCGACGAGGAAUCCGAUGAGAAGUCAAAAUCGAUGCCAGCAGGAAUAAAACUGGUGUCGACUGAAAAAAUGAGAGAGGUUGAAAAUUAUAUAAUUAGUGAAUACGUUGAUAAAAAUAAAAAGAUCACUAGUAAGAUUCUAGAGGAGAUCGUUUCUCUGAAAGGUAUUCCUCGAAAUUUCCUCAUCAUGAUAAUCCAAGAGAUAACUGUAAGAAGAAAAAUUCCAAGUGGCUUCAUUAUGGAUGCUGAGAUUUUGCAAGAGUCAUUAAGAAAGACACCGGAAGAUGAAGGACUUGCUAAGAAGAAAGAAAAGGAUGAAGAGCACGAUAAGAGUGUACGAGAUUCAAAGAGCCCAAGUUUGAGUUCGGAACCAAUCCCUUCGGACAAAUCCACUCAAGAUAGUCCGGUUCAUUCAGAGCCACACAUCGACGAAGAAAUUUCGAUUUCUGAAGAGAAACGUACCGAGAUUGAACAAUUUCUGGAAGAAGAAUAUAUUAAGAAAGGACGAAAAAUAACCGAAGUCAUUCUGGAGGAAAUAAUCAUGAGAACUUCUUUACCAAGAUACAUUAUCCUCGAAAUCAUCGAAGAAAUAAUUAUCAAGAAAAAACUAUCACGUAAAUUUAUAAUCGAUGUUGAAAUCUAUCACGAGGACGAACCUGAAAGUUACGAUAAACUCGAAUAUCAAUACGAAAAGUCAUCAGAAGUUGAACUCUCCGAAGCUGAUAGAAAAAUGUCUGGUGAGUACAGAUUAGGAGGAUAUGCGGAAUCAGCUGGUAGACAAAUGGAAAAAUCUAUUCCAAGUUAUCCGUUAGAUUACGAGAGUCAAUUUCACAAAGCUUUCGUUGGUGGAAUGACAGAAAUUCGUACGACUCAUAUAACAACAUUGUCUGGAAAAUCGACUCCAGAUUUUGCUACUCGUGACGGUACACCUGACUCAACGUCUGAACCUACUGGAUCCACCGUUGAAAGAACGGAUGAUAAAGGAAUAAGACUAGUUGAUCGAAUUUCACCUGACAAACAACAAAUUCUGAUUUCUAAGGGUGAGAUAACUGUUCAAAAAGUUGAAAUAUUAAAGGAGAGUAGAAUCGGUGAACAAGAGAUUCCUCCUGAGAAAGAUGAAAAGCAAAAAGAAGACGAACAAGUGAUUAGAAAAAUAAUCAAAUGUGAAAUUAUCGAAGAGGAAGAACCAGAAAUCGUAACGAAAGUAAUUAAAAAAAGAGAAAUAAUCGAGCAAGAAGAACCAGAAAGUAUCGAUGAAACGUUAAAGAAAGAAACGGUAGACCAAACUGAAUCUCGAAUAACGACGAAGAUCGUGAAACGUGAUGUGAUCGAAGAUGAAAGUGAGUCAGAAAUUAUAACCAAGAUAGUGAAACGAGAAAUAAUCGAGGAAGACGAACCUGAAGUAAUUACCAAAGUGAUCAAGAGAGAAAUCAUUAUUCCAGAAGAGAAAAUGUCUGAUUUCCAGGAUCACGAGAUCGUGAAAAGAGUAAUCAGUAGAGAGGAAACGCCAGAAUCAGUUGAAACAAUAACAACAAAGACCACGAGAACGAUCGUUACAGAGGAACUUCCAACAUCAAAAAUAUCUACUUCCGAUCUGGAAAAACCAGAACUUUACACGUACACGAUAUCACAUGAAGGUACAUUAGAGAAGAUGGAUACAUCUAGUUUAGGUGCUACCUAUAAAGUAAUCAGUCGAGAUAGUACGCCAGAAGUUUCGAAGAGUGCCGAGGUUAAAAGAAUCGUAACAACAGUUACGACGAUUACUGAGCCUGAUGGCAAAGUUACAACAAAGAAAGACGUGAAAGAAAGUAGCGAUACUGUUGAUAGCGAAGAACUCUUAGAGAAACUCAUUGACUCUACUAUUAGUGAAAAGACUGGUAAAGUCACAACGACUGAGACGAAAACUACUGAAGGAUCGAAAAUGGAGAAGGUUAUCAAGGAAACAAUAACUACGAUGACGUCAACAUCUGGUACAUCGACACCAGAUGUAAAAACUUUCUAUGAUUCUGGUAAAUCGACUCCUGAUUCGAAAUUUGAAGAGAAGUCGGAUAUCAUCGGUAAAGAUCAUUUGGAAAAGGUUGGAAAAUUAGAACAUUCGGUAUCACCAUCGGUACGUGAUUUGGUAUCAGACGAGAAAAGUUAUUCAGGAAAAUCCUCACCGGAUAUAUCCUUGCCAAAGGACAUCGUUUAUAGUGGCUCUACUGGCAAAUCAACUCCGGAUAUUCCAGUUUCUCCAUUGGUUAGGGACGGUGCAGCAGUACAACCACUUGUAUCUGGAAGGUCCACACCUGAUAGAAGAUCAGAAGGUCGAUCGACGACCGCGACGCCUGAAGGAUUUAGAUCAGGCGAAGUAAUUCGAACGAUCAUUACCACGACCAGAACUAUGUCAGACGAUGGUGAGAUCAUUACAACUACUAAAGAAGUUACGGAGGCUACCAAUGAGAAAGGUGAAACGAUAAUUUUGGCUGAGAAAACUGAUGUUAAGGUUGAUGAUCGUUUGCCAACCAAGGAUACUGCAGAAAUGGCGAUCAGUAGUGCAAUUGGUAGCAUAAAAGGUUCAACGGAGUUACAACGAAUAGGGAGUGUCAGUUCCGAUGUCAGCAGUGACAAGGACAAUAUAAGACCAGCCAGUCCUCGUAGUGAUCAGAGCAGUAUUCAUACCAAAGCCUCAACUCAUGUCCUUGGUAGCAGCGAAGAAAGACGAAUGACUUAUUCCGACGACGAACCACCUAGUUCUCCUCUUUCUUCGACAUCACAACGCGGUUAUUCUCCACAAUCGAAACAGUACGAGAGUUCUUCGGAGAAGGAAGAAGAAACGCACAAACCCAUCGAAUUUUCUGCUGCGGCCAUGAGCAGUAGCUUUUAUGGCGAAUUACCAGCUGUACCUCCGGCGAUGAAGACGUUCCAAGAAAGUGGUUUGCACAAGAGCAGUGAUCCCAUUUCCAUUCCAGGUGACUUCACUUUCAAGAAAUUUACCGUUGAGAAAGAGUAUGCUGGUGGUUACGGAGAGAAACAUGAUACUAAAAAAUAUGUUGACGAAGCUGAUCUAGAUUUUGAAAAAGCUUUAAUGGAACGGAAGGAAUUAAAAGAAUCAGCUGAUUUCGGUAGCACCAUAGCACCUAGAUAUACCAAUGGAAGUCUUCGUCAAGAAUUAACUCACGAAUCGAUGAAGAGCGAUCAUUCGUCAUCUUCAUUGGCCGGCGAGAGUUCUGAAAGCAAAAAAGAUUCAAAGAAAGACCCAUUGGAAGGAUGGGGAACACCUUUAGGUUUACCUUCACCGAAACCACCAAGAAAGUUCAAUCUUAAAAAUCCAACGCAACCUUCAAACGAAUUCUCAUCGGAUAAUCUUAAUUUCGACGUAACCAGCAACUGGGGUGAACCUUUGAGAUUACCUUCCCCAGCACCGGUAACCACAGAGAUUUCUAAUAAAGGAGCACCCGGUACACCGAAAAAAGACAGAAAACAAGCCAAGAAAGUUCUUUCGGAGAAUCUCAAAAAUAAAAAACGUUCCGAGAGUCCUGGGAAAAACGAGAAGAAAAUGAAAGAUUCUAAGAACAAGGUUCAACCGGUUUACAUGGAUCUUACUUAUGUUCCUCAUCAUGGUAAUUCUUAUUAUACGUCCUUGGAAUUUUUUAAGAGAAUUCGUGCGAGAUAUUACGUCUUCAGUGGCACGGAACCAAGCCGUGAAGUUUACGAUGCCUUGUUAGAGGCUAAAAAGACUUGGGAAGACAAAGAUCUCGAGGUAACAAUGAUUCCAACUUAUGACACCGACACUUUGGGUUAUUGGGUUGCCGAUAACGAAGAAGCCUUGGCUGCUAAUCAUAUAGAUCUAUCACCUUCGGCCUCACGAUGCACGAUCAAUCUUCAAGAUCAUGAGACGAGCUGCAGCGCCUACAGGCUCGAAUUCUAGGGAAUGGCAGCCUGCUCAGCCGUAAUAGUCGAGUUCUGAGCGGCUACCGGAUAAACGCUAAAAAUCCUCUAGUCAAAAUCCGGUGCUAUUCCCGCCAUCGAAAAUAGAAAAGAAUCCGAAGAAAAAGAAGAAGAAGGUUGACUAUUUGUCUUCCUUUUGCGUGUGUCCCGUAUCGCGAUUCCUCCAAUCUUCUCCCCGGCAUCCCGAGGAAGAUGUGCUCGAGAUCUUUUCGCAAUUGUAGCUUUUACCAGAUACAUUUCUCUCUUUUUCUCUCUCUCUCUCUCUUUCUCUCUCUCUCUCUCUCUUUCACUCUCUCUAUCUCUCUCUCGUUUGAUAUUAAAAUUAUUAAUAUCAAAUUAUUUUCAUUAAAUAGUUAAGUUUUUAAGAAAGUACUAUAAAUAUCUUGACAAAUAUCUUAUUCAAUCUUUCUUGCGCUGGAAAAGCGCCAUUUAUACAUCUUACACAUAUACAUAUAAAAGCUCAUUAGAAAAUACAUAGAUGCAUAUACGCACGUACAUAAUCUUACUUAUCUUUGUCUUACGCAAUUUCUGACCGCGAACGUUUCGACGUUUGCCGAGGACGUUCGUGUGUACCGUAAAAAUAUUCUGCCAAGGACUAGUGAAAGGCACCGAGCUAUUCGAUUAUUACAAAAAAAGAGCAUUAAUAGAUAAAUGGAUAAGUUCAAUCGCGAAAAGAUCAUCGUGUAAUACUGUGAUUUGGGAUUAGUACGUUAGAUACCCAACAAAUUGACUAGGAUAUUCAAAUUCCCAAGUGCGACCUUAUUCCGUAGUCGAACGUCAAAGCCCCAAAGAACGUUAUCUACAAGUCAGUCUUAAAUCAGAGAAUGAGAAAAUAUAUCAUAACUCGUCCCCGCCCGCUCCUUGCCAACAAAACGAGAUCGAAAGAGUACCUUUAUAAUAUCACGAAAAUAAAUUAUUCUUAAUGGUUAUUACAAAGGUAGAGAGUACUUCGAAUAAAAAGAAGAAGCAGAAGAAGAAAAAAAAUAUGAAAGGACAACGUGUCGAACGUGUAAUUGUUGUCGACCUCGAAAUAAUUGAUAAGAAGGGAUCCAUUGAAGGCAUUUAUCGCGAUCCCUUCUUCUAAACAUCGUCUAUACCGAUAUAACUUAAUCAUAAAUGUCUUAUUCGUGCGUAGGUAACAACAAAAAUAAAAAAAAAAGAAAAAAGAAGAAAAGGAAAAAACGAAGUAAACUAACAAGAAUCCAGAAGCUACCUACAAAAAAUUAAGAAAUUAAUCUGUGUGUCGUGUUUCUAUAUCGUAGAAUAGAAACUAGUGAUACGCAUUCCUGGACUUGGUCUCGUAUUAUGAGAAUAAUAUAGAAACUGCUUCGACGGAUACUAAUUUUAGGUCGAAUGCACCAUUGAAAGAAAUAAAAACUAAAUAAAUAAAUAAAUAAAUAAAUAAAUAAAUAAAGGUCAAGGUAUUAUCAAGGAGAAAGAGAGAAAGACAAAAUAAUAAAAAUCAUAAAGGCAAAGCCGAUCUACGGUAGGCAGGGUGUUUCGUAUUCUUUCUUUCUUCUUUUUUUAAUCACUUUCUUCUCUCUUUCUUUGAAGACAAAAGAAAAUACUAAUAAUAAUAAAAAAGAAAAAAAGAAAAAAAGAAUCAAAAUACUUAUUUUUUUUUCUCUCAACAGAAACAGAAAAAAGAAAACUACAUAGCGUUUGUGGCGAUGCGUUACGAUACCGAUUACUCGCGAUACAUCCAUCCAAAUAAUGAAAACGAAUUAACCAAGAUAGUCCACGUUCGAUAAAUAAAUAGAACAUAAAUAAAAAUAAAAAUCUAUAUAUAUAUAUAUAUAUAUAUAUAUAUAUAUAUACACAAGAGGGAACGAGUAACUUAAGUUAUAUUAUGAAAAAAACAAAGAACAAAAAAAUCAGCAUCGUUUCUCGUUCUCUCGGUUUAGGGUCACCUUAUUAGGGGACCUUAUUAGCGAUAACUUUACUCAAUCUUAAGAAGAUGAAACGAAAUUAAAACUAAGCCACGGUCGAGAAGGAAAAAAAGGUUCAUGAUUUUGAUUCAUUCACGAGGCUGACAAACUAUUUACGAGAGCCAAACUCUAAGCUUAAGCUUCACUAAGCUCUCUCUCCACACAAACAAUCCCUCGGUCUAUGUUCUGUUUUUUUCCUUUUGUCUUUUUUUUUCAGAAUGCGGCGUCUCUUGGAUACAUUAUUCAGUUUUAGGAAUGAAAAAUAAAAAAAAGGAAAGAGAGGGAAAACCAAAAACAUAAAAAAAAAACUAACAUAAGAGAGAGAGAGAGAGAGAGAGAGAAAGAGAGAGAGAAAGAGAGAGAGAAAGGAAUAUAUUGCUUUAUGCUUUGCUAGUGAUUCGAAGAGAGUGAAAAAU
Messenger RNA from Vespa crabro (European hornet), 25294 nucleotides. RefSeq names its product microtubule-associated protein futsch. Gene Ontology annotation, cellular component: synapse; dendrite; microtubule. Gene Ontology annotation, biological process: regulation of microtubule depolymerization; axonogenesis; dendrite development. The transcript has 11 exons. Gene Ontology annotation, molecular function: microtubule binding; actin binding. The coding region runs from base 563 to 22930 and encodes 7455 amino acids. The record is from RefSeq and is a predicted model, not a curated record. Lineage: Eukaryota; Metazoa; Arthropoda; Insecta; Hymenoptera; Vespidae.